CUGUGGGUCACCAAAAGCUGAGCAAAGUGCAAGUUGCAGCUGCCGCGGCGCAUAUGCAGAGACAGGAGAAGGGGAGUGGCGCUCUGUAGAGACUCCUCCGGAGCAGCAUUCCACAUUAUCAGGUGUUUGCCUGGGGGUUGCAAUUGCCCUGGGACAUUAAGGUUUUUGAAACUCAAAAGCUUGUGUUCCUAGCAGACCUCUGAACGGAGGAGCUGAAAGAGCAAGGCGGAAGGCGGGGGUUGAAAAGCCUGGAUCUGCUAUGCUUUGAGCUGCCCUUGAGCUGAAGUUCAGUUCUCCAGAUUAGGCAGCAGGUUUGGGUGGUGAAGCUCUGUGUGCUAGUGCCAGCUCCUCCUGGACCUAAGCACUUCUGCAUGAGCACAAGCAGAUUACAACCCUCAACCAUGAAACGGUUUUUCCCGGGCCGCGUCCGAGUUGGCCGCACCCAGGCUGAACCCUCCCCCCCCUUCCAAGCCCUCCUGCCUAGGGGCUGGGACGCUACCUCCCCCGCAGCCAACCACAACCCGCCACCUGGCUCAUCUGGGUGCAACUGCGAGAGCGUUCCAUUGGCCUCUCACCAAGGUGGCUGUUCUGUAGAGAAAGCUUUGAAGAAAAGAAACUCCGAAACAAGCAAGAAGUCGCGGCCCCGAUCGUUUGCUAGCUGGUUUGGGGCGGAGAAGAAAGUCGUGGCGUCUCCAAAACGGGGGGGCAAGGAGAUCGCAGAAUGCGACGUUGACGGCAGAUACUACAGCAAGAAGGCGGUGGGGGUUGAGCAGGGCCAGUGCCCUCAGAAGUUUCUCGAUGUUGAACAAGGCGGGGGGGGUGACUGGGAAACUGCUUCCUCGAGCAUGGCGCCCAAAGAGACGAUUGUGCGUCGGAAACUAGUUUUCCCGGGCCGGCCAGUGAUGAAGGCAUUCCAGUCGUGCCCAGUAGAGCCGAUCAGCAAGAUCCCCACAGUCUUGCCCUUUGUCUAUCCCCCCUCCAAAAACGGCAGCCCCGACGAAAACCGGGAACCCCUGUCCUUCGCUGGGGGGCUAGUAAUGCAGCCGCGGAAGGCGGCGCCUGGGGGGGGUGCGCGGCGAGAGGUCUUUGGUGUUUUGGAAGAGAAGCCCAGGGGCGGAGCUGCCCCCCUGCAGCGGUGCAAGAGCACGGUAAAUCUGUCCAGCUUUGCGCAGGGGGGGCAGAAAAGUGAGCCGGUUGCGGGGGGUGAACUGGGGAGGAUCAAGCGCCCCGGGACGCUGAAGCGGGUGGCGUCUCCAGUGGCGAUCCAAAGCCCCGGGGGGAAGUAUCUGAAGCGGUUGAACGAUGGGGUGGAUACCCCGGUUCUGAUUUUGAGCGCGCACAGUCACGGGCUGCCCAAAAUGCGGAGGAAGUCGGGGGAGGGCGUGAGGCGGCAAAGCUCGGGGUCGGCAGAGGGGUUGCUUCCGGGUCUGUCGCAGCUGAACAUAGGCCUGCGGUCGCCGGCGGAGGGGGUGUUUGACCCCCCAAAAGAUUCUCCCCCAAUCUGGAAACGACGAAGGGUGUCCUGCCCCAGGAGUAUUGCGGUGCCGAUGCCACCCCCACCCAUUUAUGCCUCUUGAUAGACUUACAGGACCGAUACAGGUAGAGAUUCAUGUUGAUGCUUCUGUUCAAAGUCAGGUAGUGUCAGUAGUGGCACGCACGGAGACGUAAAGGCACGUUGGAUCAUUGCCAUUGCUAAAUGAAGGUUGCGGACACGCGGCGGGGCUGUCAUGCCCGAAAUCAAGGAUCUUGAAGUUGAGGUUGCCAGAUCGAUCGGACUUGCUAGGUCAACGAGGUCGAUUAUGCAAGGUCUUAACAAUUGAAUGCGGGAAUCCAUGAAGAAGAUGUCAUCAGCUUUCAGAACGCCCCUUAUCCACAAUGAGCUGUAGGUAGGCGCUUACAUGGAGCAUCGUACAUGGAUUGCACAG
Messenger RNA from Klebsormidium nitens, 1925 nucleotides. The record is from the annotation of a GenBank genome assembly. NCBI's taxonomy places the organism in Eukaryota, Viridiplantae, Streptophyta, Klebsormidiophyceae, Klebsormidiales, Klebsormidiaceae.